Messenger RNA from Pelobates fuscus (common spadefoot toad), 2204 nucleotides. It is a transcript of the gene HERPUD2, whose product is annotated as HERPUD family member 2. The transcript is spliced from 8 exons. Gene Ontology annotation, molecular function: protein binding. Gene Ontology annotation, biological process: endoplasmic reticulum unfolded protein response. The record is from RefSeq and is a predicted model, not a curated record. Lineage: Eukaryota; Metazoa; Chordata; Amphibia; Anura; Pelobatidae. Bases 25 to 1230 code for a protein of 401 amino acids.
UUUUUUUAAAAAUCCUCACAGGCCAUGGACCACACAAUGAUGGAUAGUCCUGUGACCUUGGUAAUUAAAGCUCCAAAUCAAAAAUAUGAUGAUCAGACAAUUAAUUGUUUCUUGGACUGGACAGUAGAGAAAUUGAAAUCUCACCUCUCUAAAGUAUAUCCCAGCAAACCGAUGACAAAGGAUCAAAGGCUUGUAUACUCUGGUAAACUUCUUCUUGAUCACUUGCGUUUGAAAGAUGUUCUCAGGAAACAAGAUGAGUAUCACAUGGUUCAUCUAGUGUGUGCUUCCCGGACCCCUCCUAACUCUCCUAAAAUCUGCUCCAGUAGGGAUAAUGGAGCCACAAGCACCCACAGAAGAACCGAAAGUGAACGCUUUUCUAGAUCAGAACAAUCAGGACCAGCCUCCACUGUGUCACCAGCUCAAGACAUGCCAUCAACAUCCUCUAUAUCAAGGCCUGAAGAAAACCUAAGAAAUCGACAUGCUUCUCAAAUGUACACUAACCCUAUACAUAACCAACCUUUUUCUUAUUUUAGACAACACCCUGUAGGUAAUCCAGUUCCUGGGCAAGGAGGCCCUGCUGUGUUUCCAGUCUUUUCAGCCAUCAGCCCUUUACAAGUGAUGUGGUGGCAGCAGAUGUACGCCCGACAGUACUACAUGCAGUACCAAGCAGCAGCCAGUCAUCAGACUACACAAGAAACUCAGAGUGAACGUCCAGCCAGCCCACCUGCCAUUAAUUCUGAAAGACCUCCUCCAAACCCUCCUAGAGCUGUUCCGAAUGUUGCACCUGAAGUAAACCCAAAUGUACAAAUGAAUGCUCAGGGUGGGCCAGUGAUGAAUGAAGAAGACAUAAACCGUGAUUGGCUUGACUGGCUUUACACAGUGUCUCGAGCAGCCAUCCUUCUCAGCAUAGUGUAUUUCUACUCUUCCUUCAGCCGCUUUGUAAUGGUCAUGGGUGCUAUGAUACUUGUGUAUAUGCAUCAGGCUGGAUGGUUUCCAUUUCGACAAGAAGGUCAACAGCCAGCAAGAGUCAAUGUUGUAGAUGUGGAUCGAGAGAGAGCAGACAAUGAUUUUCAGGACAUGGAACGUAGGAUGGAUGAAGGAUUGGUGGAUGAGGGAAGAGAUGACACAGGAGAUGAUGCAGCAGCAGUUCCACACCCAGGACUUGUGGCAUCUGCAUGGUCCUUCAUUACAACCUUCUUCACAUCACUGAUCCCAGAAGGCCCUCCAUAAAUUGCAAAUUACGCUACGAAUUUACUGCCAGCUGCAUUUAAAAGAAGAACAGGGGGAUCCUUAGAAAAAGUGUUUCAGAAAAAAAAACGUGCAAUCAAACUUUUUUCAUUUGUUUUUGUUGUACUGUACAGUUUUUUUUUCCUUCCUAUUUCAAGCACAAGGUGGACUUAUAAUUUCUUUCUCUUUAAAAAAAGAAAGUACACACUUUAGAGAAGUAUAAAAGGUAAGAGGAUGUGUCUUCCAUGUGUUUUUUUAUUUUGUCUUUAUCAAAAGCAUUUAAUGUAUGCUAUGUUCGUCUUUCAAGACUGCCUUUAGCUCACCAACUUGUCAAGAGUGUUAAACCCUAAAUUCAUGUUGAAUAAAUGGUAUUAAUUCUCUUCUGGUGGCAGAUAAAACCUUCUAUUCAGUAGUAUGUUCUGUUACUGAAGAGUGCUGGUUGUGAACAGGAGGAGCAGAGCGGGUGUGUGUCUAUAAUAUAUAGAGAUUUAAUCGCCAAACAGAAAUGGUUUAUUGAAUAAGACCCAAUGCUUUUUCUAAUUGUGAGUGCCAGUUCCUAAAAAUAGUGUUACAUCAAUCUAUUGGCACCGGGGGGAGUUAAGUAUGAAAAGUAAUUUAAAGGGGAAAUCUCUAGUAGUAGAACAAUCUGUUUCCAUGGGGAUUGCUCAACUGUUAAAUAUUUCUACUAGAAUUGCUUUUUGUAUGUAACCAGUCUCUUGAUUUACUGUAUAGUUACAAAUUGUGUUUUGAGCCUUUUGAAAUGCCUUAAAUAAUGGUAAUGAUACUAAACGUAAGACAAAGAAAACAAAUGGGACUUACAUGGUGGAUAUCUAUGGCAAAGCAUGGUAUGAAAGGUGCUAGUUUUAUAGGACAGAAGUGAUACUUUGCUGUCCCUGUAUUAUUGUAAGGUAUUAUUUCAUAGUAUUAACAUAUUUUUCUUUGUUUCACUUUUAAUAAAUCUUAUCGUGAACCUUUAA